AUGCUGACGGCGGGAGAAAAGGUCCAUGCAGAUGGUGGAUACCCUGGUGAACCAGAUCAUAUUGUAAUGCCUGCGGAUGAUAUAUCUGCUGCAUUUACAAAGUUGGCAGCACAGGACAGAGGCUGGCACGAGACUGUGAACCACCGGUUCAAAAUGUUCAACAUUCUACACCGCGUGUUCCGGCACGACGUGGACAAGCAUCAGCCGGCUUUUAUGGCAGUUGCUGUGAUCACACAGUUGGCUCUCGAAAAUGGUGAGCCACUCUUUUCUGUGGAGUAUUCUGAAGAGGACUGUACCUUGUAA
Seminavis robusta is the source of this 303-nucleotide messenger RNA. Lineage: Eukaryota; Bacillariophyta; Bacillariophyceae; Naviculales; Naviculaceae. The record is from the annotation of a GenBank genome assembly.